This is a messenger RNA of Nothobranchius furzeri (turquoise killifish), 1264 nucleotides long. RefSeq names its product agouti signaling protein 1 (gene asip1). Gene Ontology annotation, biological process: melanosome organization; positive regulation of melanin biosynthetic process; hormone-mediated signaling pathway. The record is from RefSeq and is a predicted model, not a curated record. Gene Ontology annotation, molecular function: melanocortin receptor binding; neuropeptide hormone activity. Gene Ontology annotation, cellular component: extracellular region. Lineage: Eukaryota; Metazoa; Chordata; Actinopteri; Cyprinodontiformes; Nothobranchiidae.
GUAUGUCUUCAUUAUCAAAAGCACAAAGCGUGCCAAGGUACUCCUUCUUCAGCAGAGAUAAAGGAGAAACUAGGGAAACAAGGAUUAAAAAGAAAUUUGGACAAAAAAAUACUGGACAGAAAAGAAGGCUGUAGUCCUAAAUCAGCAAAAAGGAGGAAAAAAUCAUCCAAAGCAAACAAAAAAAAAAAGACUAAAUCAAAGGUCAACGGUGGGAUAAAAGACAGGAGGGAAACGGAAAGCGGUGACUUUGAGACUUAAAGAAAGAAAGAAGAGAGAGACCCGUAGCAGAAAGGAUUAAGACGUGAAGGGAAGACCUGAGAGUGGCACACCAAAGAGACGUGAUAGCAAAACAUCGAGCGUGACAAACUGUACAGGCGACAACGUCCUCUGCUGCCCGCGGAUAAACGGAGAAGGAAGUGACACCACCAUCAGCAUCAGCUCUGAGGAAGUUUACAGCCGGUAAACAAAACCGUCAGCAGCAAGAGAAUGAUGCUGACGUCCCUGAUGCUCGGCUGCAUCGUCUUCACUGCAACGCAGUUUUAUUUAGGCUCCGCCCACAUGAUCCUUGAUGAGCGACUCUCCACCAAUAUGGCUGUUGUGUCCAACGCUUUGUCCCAGAGCAUUGAGAUAGAAACACCCCCUGUUGUUAUUGUAGAGUUGGCAAAGUCUACAAAGAAGAAAGAGAAAACAAGAAAACAGAAAAAGAGCAAAUUUGCAGUGAAGAAGCGACCUCCUCCCCCCCCUAACUGCAUCCCCCUGUGGGGGAGCUGUAAAUCACCAGAAAAUGUGUGCUGUGAUUUCUGCGCUUUCUGCCAGUGUCGGCUCUUCAAAACUGUCUGUCUCUGCCGAAUGGGCAACCCCGGCUGCUAAAGGUCAACGACGCUCCGUGUCCAUGGGGUUCAAUUACCAGUUAAAGGAAACCACAUGCGGGGAACGUGGUGAAAGGUGAUUCACUUUACAGACCUAGUUUGUAAUUUUUCUCAAAACUCACAGCAUGAAAGCACUUUAUCACAGAGGAUCGCUCCACGGCAAACUUUACUGAAGUGGAACAGGGUGUGAGGCUUUUAGCACUGCUAUGACACUCAAAAUAAAAGAUUUCAUUUUUCUUUGAGCUGAGCUUGUAGGACACGUACAUACAUGAACUUAUAUGAUCAGAUCUAUGCUAUGUUUACAUAUGACUACACAGACUCUCAGUGUUACCAUUAAAUACGAUUGGUGUUAAAAUCACAUGAAUCUAUUAAGAAUAAAGUGUCUUUUCGACCAA